Molecule: messenger RNA, 663 nt
Organism: Trichomycterus rosablanca
Lineage: Eukaryota; Metazoa; Chordata; Actinopteri; Siluriformes; Trichomycteridae
Gene: dynlt1b
Product: dynein light chain Tctex-type 1b
Exons: 6
Coding region: 182-523 (113 amino acids)
Biological process (GO): microtubule-based movement
Cellular component (GO): cytoplasm; cytoplasmic dynein complex
Molecular function (GO): dynein intermediate chain binding
Source: RefSeq, a predicted model, not a curated record
GAAGGUAUGGAGGAUUUUCAAACACCAGAAGAGUUUGGGGAACGGGAACACACUGUGCAAAGAGUGAGGUUCAUAAAGACAAGGUUUGAUAAGUUUGUUGUGAAGGAACUCCAGUGGCCUGCAAAGCCCUGACCUCAACUGCAUUAAACACCUUGGGAAUGAGUUUGCGAGCCAGGCCUUCAUGCCCAGUGUCAGUGCCUGGCCUCAAACUGCAUUUGUUGUGGAUGAAGUAAGCACUAUUGUCAAAGAGGCAAUAGAAGGAGCCAUUGGAGGCAAUUCGUAUCAACACAGCAGAGUGAACCAGUGGACAAACAAUGUGGUGGAGCAGUGUCUCAGUCAACUCAGCAAACUAGGCAAACCUUUUAAGUACAUCGCAACAUGCAUUAUUAUGCAGAAGAAUGGAGCUGGUUUGCAGACUGCUUGCUCGUGUUUUUGGGACAACACUACAGAUGGCAGUUGCACAGUCAGAUGGGAAAAUAAAUCGAUGUACUGCAUUGUCAGCGUCUUUGGACUUUCCAUUUAAAUUGUGCUGGUCGAAAUUGGUGAAAAUACUGGCCAUUCGUUUCCUGUAACAAGCUGCAUUCCAUAUCAAAUACUGUUUCAAACUAAAUUUGUUUUUACACCUACUUGUUUGUGUUGUAAAUAUAAAUCCUUAGGAAUUAC